This is a messenger RNA of Ruditapes philippinarum (Manila clam), 5563 nucleotides long. Its product is annotated as breast cancer type 1 susceptibility protein-like. Gene Ontology annotation, cellular component: plasma membrane; BRCA1-A complex; BRCA1-BARD1 complex. Gene Ontology annotation, molecular function: ubiquitin-protein transferase activity. The record is from RefSeq and is a predicted model, not a curated record. Bases 120 to 5354 code for a protein of 1744 amino acids. Gene Ontology annotation, biological process: positive regulation of transcription by RNA polymerase II; negative regulation of fatty acid biosynthetic process; double-strand break repair via homologous recombination. The transcript has 12 exons. Lineage: Eukaryota; Metazoa; Mollusca; Bivalvia; Venerida; Veneridae.
AGAAAGGCAAAUCUAAAAAUAAUAAACAGUCUAAGGCAUUGAAAAGUAAGCAAGUCAGCACCAAAGUAGAGGAUGGAAUAACUAAAAAGAGCUUUGAAAAAGUUUGGGAUAAGGACUUAAUGCCUGAGAAAACAAUUCUUAAAACUGCAAAACAAGAAGAAAUUGACAAGCUAAAUGCUCGUCUUAUGCAAGCAGAAGAUUAUGAUUUGUUGACCUGCACCCAGGAAGCUGCUGACAGUAUUGCUAAUCAGAACUCUAUUCACAAAACUGCUGCUGAGGACAGGAAAAAUGUAAAUUCUGACACAAAUGGUCAAAAGAAAGUUCGGUUUACUGAACCAGUCAUCUCGGACUUUAUUCAGACUGGUAAAAUAAACAUAAUUGGUUAUCGUAAUGCUAAGAAAGAGUUGGAUGAAGUCAAAAACAAAAAGAAUAUUAAGAAAGAAGAAGUUGAAGCAGUAAAAGGUGUAAAAACAGAGCGGAAAAGAGAGAAGGAUAAAGAGUGCCCGAUAGGAUCGAGUAAAGAUGUUGAAGAUUGUGAAUCAGAUGACCUGUCGGAAGAUUAUCGUUUCCAGGACGACAGUAGUGGAACUGAUGAUUUAGAUAUUGAGCCAACACAAGAUCAGUAUGAGAAACCUAACAUUGAAAUCCAACCUGAAGAAAUUAAGGCAAAACUUUCUCAAGAAAUUGAUGUACUUCAAGAAAAAGUUCAAGAAAAAGUUGUGCCAGAAACUCCACUCAUUCCCAUGAAUCACAAUCCCCCAAACACAAACGUCAUAGAAGAGACUCCCGCAAUAUUCACUAUGCCGAAGUUCAACAAAAAUUUCUCCAGGCCUUUUGGAAAAACCAGAAAACAAAUGAAAGUCAAAACACCACCAUUACAUUUUAAAUCUGACGCUGUACCAGAAACACCAGAAAUUGUAAAUAUAGACAAACAUCCCGAAACUCAUGAAUCUGUUGGAAGGAAAAAAGAGGAAUUUGAGUCUGAAGAUGUGCUUGAAGAAGAAAUAUCACAAGGAAAUAAAAUACCGGUAGACGCAAAAGAUGUGGAGCAGAUAUCGAAAACAAAUUCUGAGGUUAAAAGCAAAAUUUUAGGUGAAUCAGAUGAGACCGUAUCACCUGAUACAGAUUUUACUGAGGUCCAAGUCGCCAACACUGAUAAAUAUGAAAAAGUUGAGCAUAUGCAGGUAGACAAUGACGUGGAAGAUCUUGCUGAUAAACCACAGGGGCUUGUAGAUAGUGAAUCUUCUUUGACACAAAACAGUGAAUCUAUUUUGCAGACAAAGACAGUUCCAAAUAAGAUAGGUUCCAGAAUUGAUGACAAAAAUGAUGAAGCUAAAGAAGCAGUCGGCAGAAGAACAAAUUUUGAAGGACAUAACAAAAUGAAUAUGGACAUCGAAGGUGAUUGUGAUUGUCCUGUUGCAAGCAUUGAAUCAAUGACAAACACCAAAACAAAAAAGAAAAGAAAAAGUUUUAUGUUAGAUGAAGCUGAGGAAUCUUUAGAUUUCGGCUCCUUGAGUGCAUGUGAACCUACAAGUGUAAGUGAGUACUCUGAAAGUGUAAGUAAAGCUAAGAGGCAAAGAGUGAAUAGAUUGAAAAGAAGUCCCAAGACAAAAGGAAAUAUACAAGAUGUUCAGAAAUGCCAAAGUCAAGAGAAAAAUUCUGGGAUAUCAAGUAGUGUGGAAAUAAUUCCAGAUACCAUGACAUUACAAAGUGGAAAUAAAAGUUUAACUCCAAUUAAAAGUUCAAAUGCUGAUAGAAUACAAGAGAAAAAGGAUUCUGAAAAUAUUGAUGAAGAUACCUGCCAAGUGAUUACCUUAAGUUCCGAAUCAGGGUCUGUUGCAAGUGUAGAGGAAGGCCUUAAAGUUGAAGGAAAGGAGAGCAAUUUGGAGAAAAUUGGUACUGAAAUAGAACCAGAACCAAGAAAUUUGGGUGUUACAGAAACGUCAGAUGUUAUUGCCGAGACUGAAAUAGGUGAGAUAGAAAAUACAGCAGAACUUGAAAUAAAAGAGAAUGUUAAUUAUUCUAUUAAAUGUACAAAAAAUAUGAUUUCUGAAAAAGUGAAAGUAUCCGACUAUUCAAAAAGUCCUAAAACAAGGAAGAAGAGAAAAUCUGGACAACUUGGUCUUAGUGGACAGGAUUCUCAAAGCAGCAUUGAUAAAGUUAGGCAUUUAAGUGGUUUACUAGCUUCACCGCAAGAUUCAUUGAUACUGUCUGGUGUAAAAGGGUCACCGGAAGAUAUUUUUAAGAUGGAUUCUGAAAUGCCAUCUGUUGAUUUAAGUCCAAAUGGAGAUAUUGUCGGAGAAGAUCAGAAUAGUCAAAGCUUAGAUUUAGGAACAUUAAUAAUGGAAGAACCACAUUCAGAUUAUGUUAAUUCAGUGAAAAGAAAAAGCAUAGAUGAGUUGGACCUAAAUGAUAAAACAGACAAUGAUUUGAUUAAUAAUGAUAAUGAUCAAAUAGAUAGGGAAAAGUCUGACUCUCAAGGGCACAGUUCUGAAAAAUUAGUAAAUCCAUGUAGUAAAAACAAGGAAACUGAAUUGAACAUUAAUUCUCCCUCAGAUAAUUUUGAAAGGGGUGGAAAAGUUAGUGGUGUAAGGGGUUUUGCGAAAAGGAAAAGAAAGUCUGCUAUAGGACAGAGCCCAUUGUCUCCCUCAAGAUCUGAGAAUUCAGCCAUAGAUGAAACACCUCUGUCUUAUAUAAACUCUGUGAAAUAUAAGUCACCUGUUGUAAAGUUUUCGUCACCUAAAUUGGCAAAAGCAAGACAAAGUGAGAUAAUUGACACAGAUAUUCUUAAUAAAGUUGGUGAUGAUACAAAAGUAAUUCACAAUAGUCCAAGUGACACAUCAAAGUCAAAGGGAAUUAAGGAUUCUAUGGUAGAAGUAAAAGAAAUAAACACACCUGUGAAGACAUUUGAUAAUAUAAAUUCAUCAAAAUACAGUCCAAAAUUAUUGAAAAAUAAGAAAGAGAAAGGAGAAACAAAUGAAAGCAAAUUUGGAGUUGAGGUAGUUGAGUUAAGGAAUGAUGAUGAUGAUAAUGAUGAAUGUAUACUUUCGCCGGGUGAUCUUCCUGAUAUUGAUAAUGAUCAUGUUAAAGUGAACAAAGAUGAAAAUGUUGAUCAUAUAAUGGGUCACCAAGAACAUGUGAAAAUAACUAAAAAGUCAAAAGUUUCUCCUAAACUUAUACUGAGUUCUCCUGACAAAGAAAAUAAUGUUGUAAUAAGAGGAAAGAAGAAUCAAGACACACCGAAGAGAAUUGAAGAUGAAGAGGAGUAUAAUACAGUCAUUCCAGAGACCAUGUCGGUUGACAAUGAUGAUAUUACUGCUGCAGCUUUAGAUGUUAAUAGUCCUACUGAAGGGCAGGAUAAAUUGACAGGAAAAGCAUUAGACAUAGAUGAAGAGGACUGUGAUUAUAACAGUAGAACUGAAAAAGAGACAUAUGCAAAAAAUGAUUUUGGUGAUGUUGUUGAAAACAGUAUUAGUUCUUCAUCAAGUUCAGAGUUCAGGAUUGACUCAUCAGAUGAAAAAAGCAUUGAGAAUGAGGCUUUAAAUGAAAUCUCCAAGUUUAAUGAAAUAGUUCAGAAUAGCCUGGACAUCAAUACAGCGACUGAUUCUAAAGUUAUGAAAAACAGCAUGAUAACACAAAAUAAGGGUAGCAAUUGUAAAGACUUUAGGAAGAAAAACAGUAUUAAAAUUGAUGAAAAUGAAUCAUUUGAAAGAAGUAGAACUUUGAAAGAAGGAAAACUAAAAAAAGCUCAAGAUAGUUUAAAAGAUAUUUCAGAUAAAAAUGUUGUUGAUAUUGAAAACAUGUAUUCAACAAGACUGGACAGCAGUCCAGAGUCUUGUAUUGAACUGGACAUGAAUGAGGAAUCAGUGCCUGUGAUACUUGAAUCUGAUAUUGAUGAUGAGGUUGAUGAAAGUGUAAAAGAUGAUGUUGAAUGUAUAGAUGAUAAACAAGAUUUAGAUGUGGACCGAGAAGGUGAGACAGAAAAGGAGAUGGUAGAUGAAGAUUCUGAUGAUGACUCGGACGAUGAUAUUAGAAUUAAAUCUGGCAGGAAGAGAGCCAUACUGAGUGACAGUAGCAGUGAGGAAGAAGAAGAAGGAAGUCGCCAUAUGAAUUACACAUCUUCGUCUGCAUUCUCCAGCCAAAGUGAAAAUCUUACAACUCAGGAAAGACAGUCUCUGGAAAAAGAAGUAGAGAGAAUGGCUCGAGAAAUGGAAGCCAUGAAGGAACAGUUAAGAAAAAGUAAGGAGAUGAAUAAAGCAAAGAGACCAGACAAGAAAUCUGUAAAGAUUGAAGACUCAGAUGAUGAUUUACCUGUCAUAGAAGCCUCUGAUUCAGAAAAUGGAGAUGAGGAUCUUUUCUUGUCUCCACCUGCGAUUAAUCCUGGAGACCUUGAGCCAGACGGUGAGGAAACUUUGGACCCAGCUGCUGUGCAGGAGUCACAAAAUCAUGAUGAGGUUACAGAUCAGGUUGAAGAGAGUCUAAGUCUGUGUCAGGGGAGUUUUACUGUACCCGAGUCUGACCCCAGCCAGGUAUCUCAAUCAGUGUUGCAAAAACCAAACCUUAGUAACGUGUCACACCCUGUCAUCCCCGAGUCAGACCAGAGUAAGGUGACGCGUCCAGUCUUGAGUGACCUUGAUACCAAUAUUAUCCCAGCACCGAAAUCAGACCCUACCAGACAUGUUGGCAUAGUAGUCACCGGCCUUAAUGUUAAGCAGAUACAACAGACAAAGAAACUUGCAGCUUUAACCAGUGCUAAAUUCUUCACAAAGUUCAACGAUUCUGUCACUCAUGUUAUAGUUAAACCAGCGGACGAGGAUGACACAGUUUGUGACAGAACUCUCAAGUUUUUUCAAGGUAUAGCUAGAAAAUGUUGGAUUGUAAACUUCUUCUGGGUCGUGGACAGUCGGGAAGUUGGUCAGCUACUACCAGAGGGACCCUAUGAGAUUCAAGGAGACACCACUUUUAAUCAAUCUCACUUUGGACCUAAGAAAUCAAGGCUGUCCAAAGAUGACAAAUUGUUCCAGAAGUUCCAGUUCUCUCUUAUUGGUGACAACACAUAUCUGUCAAAAGAUUCAAUGUGUGAUCUGAUAGAAACAUGCGGAGGAGAAGUUAUGGAUAUUGUGAAGCUCAGUAAAGGCAAGAGAACCCAGUUUGUUAUCUCGUGUACUGAUAUAGAUGAUGACGAAGAAGAUGUCCAGUCUAUUGUUAAGCAUGCCAGAGAGAUGUACAAAAAACAUGGUAUUGUCACAUUGACACGAGAGUGGAUUUUAGACAGUUUGACGUUAUACAAGAUUCAACCUGUACAAGAUUAUCUGGUGACAGAUUUACCAAAUUUGAAGCUGCCCUUGAUGUGAUCCAAUAUUACAUACAUUACUGGGUCUCAAAUUGCAAAAAUAUUUAAACUAUAUUUGUAUAGUGAAAAGACACCAUGUGCUAAUGUGAUAAAAUUGAUCUUGGAAAAUAUUAAGUAUGUGACAAUUAAAUUGAUUAUUUUUUAAUGUGCCUUAUUAUAGAUGUGGUGCUAGAUAUGAUAUGGCAAGGUGCUUGUUUUGUUCUGUAUUGU